Pseudovirgaria hyperparasitica is the source of this 531-nucleotide messenger RNA. Its product is annotated as Sedlin. Gene Ontology annotation, biological process: endoplasmic reticulum to Golgi vesicle-mediated transport. The transcript is spliced from 3 exons. Bases 1 to 531 code for a protein of 176 amino acids. Gene Ontology annotation, cellular component: TRAPP complex; cytoplasm; nucleus. The record is from RefSeq and is a predicted model, not a curated record. Lineage: Eukaryota; Fungi; Ascomycota; Dothideomycetes; Acrospermales; Acrospermaceae.
AUGGCGACACGGGCACCAGCUGUGGCAUGUAUAGGCAUCAUUGGAAAACAGAACAACCCCCUCCAUAUCUCUCUGUUUCCACCAGAUCACCGAGCUCCUCUUGAGUUCUCCUUUCUUCUCUCAUCAUGUCUCGACAUAUUCGAAGCUCGUCUUCCACAGAAGACUGCCGACCAGGACUUCGGUCUACUCCAGGCCGUUGACGAGCGCCUCGCAAUGUAUGGCUGGCUCACCAACACGGGCGUCAAAUUUGUCAUCGUCGUCGACCUCGAGGGUCGGCCUGCAACAUCAAGUGAUAGUAGGAGUGUUAUCGCGGCCGGUCUGAGAGAUGCUGAUCUCAAACCUGCUUUCCGAGCAUUGCAAUCAGCGUAUAUCGGACUGCUAAGGAAUCCAUUCUACGAUCCGGAUGAGCACUCGCCAUUGACAGCGAAUGCAGAACAGAGGGCUGGAUCGACCCAGAUCACGAGUAAACGUUUCAUUAAUGAAGUGAAGCGUAUUGGAGAGGCAUGGGCACCAGGGCUGCAGAGUCUAUGA